Fusarium vanettenii 77-13-4 is the source of this 1494-nucleotide messenger RNA. RefSeq lists its product as uncharacterized. Gene Ontology annotation, molecular function: metalloaminopeptidase activity; zinc ion binding. Lineage: Eukaryota; Fungi; Ascomycota; Sordariomycetes; Hypocreales; Nectriaceae. The transcript has 2 exons. Gene Ontology annotation, biological process: proteolysis. The record is from RefSeq and is a predicted model, not a curated record. Gene Ontology annotation, cellular component: fungal-type vacuole. Bases 1 to 1494 code for a protein of 497 amino acids.
AUGGCCCCUCCUCAAGAAGCUCUCGACUUUGUUGACUUUGUCAAUGAGUCGCCUACCCCUUACCACGCUGUCCGAUCCGCCUCGGCUCGCUUCGAAAAGGCCGGCUUCACCCUCAUCCGCGAGCGUGACUCGUGGGCCUCGACUCUCCGACCCGGCGGCAAGUACUACCUCACCCGCAACGCCUCGACCAUCGUCGCUUUUACCAUCGGCCGCAAAUGGCGCCCCGGUAAUCCCGUCGCCAUCGUUGGCGCCCAUACCGACUCCCCCUGCCUUCGAGUCAAGCCAGUUUCCAAGAAGUCCAACGUUGGCUUCCUCCAGGUCGGCGUUGAAACAUAUGGUGGUGGUAUCUGGACUUCAUGGUUCGACCGCGACCUCAGUAUCGCCGGUCGUGUCCUAGUCAAGGAGGGCGACAACUUUGUUCAGAAGCUUAUCAAGGUCGACAAGCCCCUGUUGAGAAUCCCGACCCUAGCAAUCCACCUUCACCGACAGAGCAACUUCGAUCCUAACAAGGAGACGGAACUUUUCCCAAUUACAGGUCUUGCAGCUGCCGAGCUGAACAAGGGAGGAAAGAAGGAGAAGGAUGAGGAAAAGAAGGACGAGGGCGAAGAGAAGGCAGAGGAGGAAGACUUUAAGCCUCUCAAGGCCAUGACGGAACGACACCACCCCACCGUUCUUGACGUCAUUGCCUCUGAGGCUGGAGUCGAUGUCGCCUCUGUGGUGGACUUUGAGCUUGUGCUCUAUGAUACUCAAAAGUCGUGCAUUGGUGGUAUCAACGACGAAUUCAUCUUUUCCCCUCGCCUCGACAACCUUGGCAUGACCUACUGCUCAGUGGAGGGUCUUAUUGAGUCGGUCAAGGAGGAGGACGCUCUCGAGGACGACAACACCAUCCGAUUGACCGUCUGCUUUGAUCACGAAGAGAUUGGUUCGACCUCGGCACAGGGCGCCAACUCCAACCUGCUGCCAUCCGUUAUACGCCGUCUCUCCGUCCUCCCUGGAAACCGCGACACUGCCAGCGAGGGCAGCUAUGAAGCUGUCCACCACGAAGGUGAGGAGGCGACGGCAUACGAGCAGACGUUGUCGCGGUCAUUCCUCGUGUCGGCCGACAUGGCGCACUCUGUUCACCCCAACUAUGCUGGCAAAUACGAGGCGUCGCACCAGCCAGCCAUGAACGGCGGUACUGUGAUCAAGAUCAACGCCAACCAACGCUACGCCACCAACUCGCCCGGCAUCGUGCUCCUCCAGGAGUGCGCCCGCACAGCCGGUGUGCCCCUUCAGCUCUUUGUCGUGCGCAACGAUUCGCCAUGCGGAAGCACCAUCGGACCCGGCCUCGCUGCCAAGCUGGGCAUGCGAACGCUCGACCUUGGCAACCCGCAGCUCAGCAUGCACAGCAUUCGCGAGACGGGUGGUACUGCGGAUGUUGGCUACGGUAUCCGGCUGUUCAAGGAAUUCUUUGAGAAGUAUGGAUCUUUGGAGCCCAAGAUCCUUGUAGACUAA